Perkinsus marinus ATCC 50983 is the source of this 225-nucleotide messenger RNA. RefSeq lists its product as hypothetical. The record is from RefSeq and is a predicted model, not a curated record. Lineage: Eukaryota; Perkinsozoa; Perkinsida; Perkinsidae. The transcript has 2 exons. The annotation marks the transcript as partial.
AUGGACGGCGAAGGCACGGGCCAUGCGGAGCUGCUACAGCGGUUUACCCCGCGGCCCUUCAACCCCCGCUUCGCCUACACCAGCCGGCCCUUCUUCCCUAUAUGUGCUAAGAACAUGAGGAACGGUCAUGGUCGGCAGGUCCAAAAGAAAAAGAAGAAACGUGUAAGAGGACGAGGGAAAAGUCAACGCGGUAUCAAAUUGCAACACGAUCGAGGAAUGGACGUG